Amoebophrya sp. A25 is the source of this 3360-nucleotide messenger RNA. Lineage: Eukaryota; Dinophyceae; Syndiniales; Amoebophryaceae. The record is from the annotation of a GenBank genome assembly.
CCCGGAUAAGGAUACUGAGAAGAAAGAGAAACUCAAUGCUUCUAAGAAGGCAGAUCAUUCUGGUCGUAGCACGCCUCGCGAGGAGGAGGACAUCGCAGAGCAGUCGAAACCACGCUCACGGGCUAUCUCUCUAUCCGCUAGUAUUCCAGGGCUUGCUGGACCAGCUGCUCAAGACACAACAUCAACGGGUGGUGUGGCUUCUGAUGUAAGAACCUGCCACGAGGAUCACUCUGAGCAAGAACCUGCCACGAUCACUCUGCCACUUGGAACAGGAAACGCAUCUUCGUCAGGUACUUCACACAGCAAAAGGUUGUACACGUCAUCCCCUUUUUGAAGUGAAAUAUAUAAGUGAAUGGACUUCUUGUUAUUAAAAAUAGAAUAAGAGACCUUGCUAUUUUUAGUACUAGAAGGUUCACAUUCAUCAUGUAGUAAGUAGUUAUGACUAUGAGCUCCUUCCUUUUUUUCUUCCUUCUAUCAUCGUGACACACGACACACACACACACACACACACGCAGGUCCCCGCGCUCUUGGAACGCCUUCGGUGAUGUCUUCCGAUGGGACGCCACGUGCAAAGAACGAGGAAUAUUUCUCGCAAUUGCAGAACGAACUCAAUUUUGCGUUGAGUUGAUACUAUUCGCGGUUCGAAUCAUGACCUGGUCCUGGUCGACCGAAGGAGGAAUCUAAAGUCAACCUUGUUUACGAGUACUUGUAUGCUGAAAAUGUGAAGAACCUCAAUGGUGCUGCAUUUCCCCUAAAAAUGUAGGCACGACCUAUAUAAUUCUAGGUGUACUACCAGCGGAGCAUCAUAGCGAAGUAAGCUCAACAUCGAGAAUAGCCUCAACAUCGAGAGGUUCUUACCACUCGUUCGUCUCUGAAAACUGGUUUCCCAAGUACCUGGUAUACGGACUGUUACUCAUUAACAAGUGAUAUCCCAAAGCCCAAACUCGUUAACAAGUGAUAUUGAUAUCCCAAGAACUGUAUUUGCUACCCACUAGAAAUACCAAAGAUCCUGUGCAACAUAGUUCUUCUGCAAAGCAAGUACAAAACGUGGACACUCUUCCACGAAUGCUAAAAAGACCAUGAUGUGCUAAGAGCUUAGUCCAGGAGUGCUAAGAUGAGCACAUCUAAGACCUAUGCCCGUCCCUGGAAACACGUCUAUUAUAUAACUUGUUAUUUCUUCUAUCUACUUACUUAUACAAUUUUCUUUUAGUACUAAAAGGCAGGAUUAAGCCAAUUGUCUCUGAAAGGUCCCUUCCCACUACAAACAUUUUUAGAAGUGUGUUGUUAUGACUUUCUCUCCUUUUUAGCUACAACUAGGAAGUACUAGCUUCUUAUGAUAUUCUUUUUCAGAAUCAUUCUUCAGAUUAUGAUGACCUAAUCAUAUGUAGUAUCCCACCUCGACGAUUUACAGACUUAAGUGGAAGAUGAAAAGUGUAGAAUUUGCUUUGUCGUCUUGUCUUUCUUGUUCUAUCUUAAGUCUUAAAUGUUCAGUGUCGCUUUUUAACUAACUUAUUUUUCUUUUUCCUUCGUUUAUUUUCAAAAUGUACCAGGUAUCUCAUUAACUGUAUCUCGCUUCUCUUAGUGAUGUUGUUUUAUUUCUUAAUAAGCAACCCCAUGAUCGAGAUCGUCUUCGUCCUAUGAAAGUCCUAUCCUGCUAUUCCUAUCAAGAUUUGACUUCUCGAGCUCGAAUGUCGGCAGUCUCACCAUGAAGACAAACAUAGAUGAACGAAGUAUAGGUAGAAUUAGGUGCUGACGGAGCACAGGACACCGCCAGGGAAAUGUUGGGCGAGCAACUGAAUAGACUCUAGCACACUUUCAUCUUUUCUGGCUCUUCAAUGGCCUCGUCGAACGCUCAUCUCCUCGCAGGUGAGCCCACUCCUAUCCUGUCCUACUCAAAUUCUCAGGUGGCGGAGCACGGCUAUAGGUUUGUAGCCUCUGUAGUCGUGAGCGCUCAUCUCUUCGUAGCUGAUCCCACCUCUUCGUAGCUUAUCCUAAUGAAGUACUGCCUCUAAUAAAGGAAGGAAGAAGCAAAGGCAAAAGAGGGGUUGAGUCUGUACUUAUUUCUCUGGAUGAUUGUCUGAAGUGGAGAGCGAAGUCGGCGCUCCAAACUCAGAUUCACAAGGCAGCCAUCUACAUCCUGAUAAUGAUAGUUUACAACUAGUAAGUAUCUUCGACGAAAGUAGAUGGCUCCUCCACCCCAGACGCGUAGCAACCCUACGUACACCACCACUAUGCACUUAUUUGAAGACUAUUUUAGGACAUGCUCCGGCCCUACACUUUGCCCCAAAGGAGUGCUGAGUGACGGCCACCUGCGCGGGGCUACUGUGAACAAGUGAGUACGUUUUCGUCCUUUAUAAUAGAAGUAUUUAUUUUUUCUUUUAUUUCGAUUUUUUUUUCGUCGUUGUUCUAAAACGACCCCCUCAUCUGCAUCCUAAUCCAUCAUCCGCGCCCGGGCGACCAUGUAAACGAGUUUUUUUGUUAAAAAACACCCUCAACCUUCUUUUCGAUGUCGCAAUUGAGAGUAAAAAAAGAUAAAUCAUGACAACAAUUACUUAUAUGUCAAAUCUGACUUCUUGAAAGAGGAUGCUGUGCUAUGUAGCCGACUAAUAUUAAAUAACAUGAAAUUGUAUGAAGAAGAACAAAGAUUAUUAUUAUAACUUAACCCAGGUACUACUAGGAGCUUGCCCUAGAUGAUCAUGAAAAUGAGUUUGAGGCUGGGCAGUUGGUGUGGGAGUCGACCUCGAAGGCGGCUGCCAUUUUGUCUCUACGGUGGCCACGGAUGGCCAUAUCAGAGGCACUCACAUGACAAGUGUACUCAGGAGAAGUGAACGAAUCCUAGUCAAUUGCAUACUACAUAAUGAAUACUAUGUGAUUUAGCUUGUUUUCAGUCUACUGCGACGUAUCUUCUUCUUCAUUCUGCACGGUGUUCUUAUGUUAUAUAUCGUGAAGUAUAAUUUGACACCCGUUCUUGGGUACAAAUAUAAACAAGGGGUCGAUAAGCUCAAACAAGGGUGGCGGUUCUAUCAUGGAGGUAUUUGCCACUCUGGAAGGCUAGGAUUUCCUACUCUGGGAGGAUAGGAUUUCCUACUCUGGGAAGGUAUAAUUUGCUUUUUUACUAGGGAAAAAACCUUCAUUAGAUGACGUGCUUCUAAAGCUAAUGAACUUUCGACGGCCUGAAGUGAACAACAAAAUCAACUGUCGACGUUCUUACUUAGUCACAUGCAUCAUCUUAUUUUCGCAGGUGGUUUGAGUAUUUUUUUAGAUUUAAGACGAGUAUUUAGACUUAUGAUUGCAUAAGGUCUUCAGAUGGUUUCGGAAGAAUACUAUCAGCCCAGGGUCGUGAUCGCCAGGAUCAAAAAA